This is a messenger RNA of Hibiscus syriacus, 1687 nucleotides long. Its product is annotated as U-box domain-containing protein 62-like. The record is from RefSeq and is a predicted model, not a curated record. Gene Ontology annotation, biological process: protein ubiquitination. Lineage: Eukaryota; Viridiplantae; Streptophyta; Magnoliopsida; Malvales; Malvaceae. Bases 120 to 1433 code for a protein of 437 amino acids. The transcript has 9 exons. Gene Ontology annotation, molecular function: ubiquitin-protein transferase activity.
CACUAGAAUCCGAAGACAAAUCUAAAACCCUACUGCUCCUAUCUUUGGGAAAUCACCAAAUUGGCUGCCUCAAAUUCCCAAUCUUGCCCCUAAAAGAUGCUAAAUUUCCUUUGAUUACCAUGUCGUCCGAGGAAAUCAGCCUCCAGAACGGCCCUGACGUCUUCCAAGCGAACCCCAUACGGACCUUCAAUUGCGGACCUCCGAUCACUAAUCGACCCGGCUCCAAGAUCCGAGAACUCACCGGCUUCAUCGACGACAAGAUAUUCUCAUUCCUUCCCUCUCAACCGCCCGAAUUUCGCUCCUCCAACAUCUUCGCCGCCGCCGUCUCUUCCGCCUCCACAGACCGCCGAGACCCGCCCAACCGUCACCAUAGGAACUGGGAGAGAAGCGCCGAGGGUUGCUCCACAAACAGUGGCGAAGACGAAUCUGACGGAGACGAUGUGGAUGACGAGGAUGAUGAUGAUGACGACGGAGAAGAUGGCGACCAAAAUGAUAAUAAUAAUAACCGCAGUAAUAGUAUCAACAUAAAUAAUAAAAGCACUAGUGGAAAUGAGACUGUAAGUAACGCAGGAAGUGGAAACCCCGAAAAUAUGGGAAACGGAAAAGCAAAGCAUCCCUUCGUGGGAGGGAGCUGCAGAGAACUGGUAGUAAAAGAAGGAGGAAUAGGGCUGGGGGUGGGAGACGGUAAUACUUAUCAGAAUGCAGUGACAAUUGCCGAUCCCAGUGGGGAUAUUUAUUACACCCAGUAUUUGCAAGGUGGGGAAGGGUCUGCUGCUAGUGGUGGUAAUGGUCAGAAGGAUAUCUUGGUGGGGAAUGGUGGUGGUGGAUGUGGGUUUAGUGGGAGGAAAGAUGUUCCCUUUAUGAACGAGUCCGGUGAGUCCUUGCGGACCAUUUUUUCCGACCCUGUCACGGGAGCACUCAUGGACGAUGCAAUGAUAUUACCUUGUGGACAUUCCUUUGGUGCGGCUGGAAUACAGCAUGUUCUUAGAAUGAAAGUUUGCUACACUUGUUCGCAGUCAGUUUCAGAGGAGUCGGUAGCUCCUAAUCUUUCUCUCCGAGCUGCAGUGCAGGCAUUUCGUCAGGAAGAAGAGUUACAGUUCUACCGCUCACCUAAAAGGAGGAGAGAAAGAUUUGAUCAGGAUAAGAGUAGCUAUGGUGAAUCAAUUAUGAUGGAUCUUCCAAGGGGUAGGGGUGUCCAGUUUCCGUUUGCUGUGACAGACAGGGUUAUCAUAAAGGGUAACAAGAGGACACCACCACGCUUUGUUGGACGUGAGGCUGUUGUAACUACACAAUGCUUGAAUGGAUGGUAUGUGGUGAAGACGUUGGACAAUGCAGAGAGUGUUAAACUGCAGUAUCGGUCGCUUGCCAAAGUUGCAGACGAGACAUCAUCGUCGAAGGCAACAUCGAGCAAGGCGGGACCAAACUGGUUGUAGUUCACCUGUGCAGCAAUUAACUAUUACACGGGGCAUUGCCGAUUAGAUUAGCCGAGGUUCGAUGUUUAAUCUAACUUCAAAUACUUCUUUCCACUAUUAUUAUUACAGUGUUUCAUGAAACCGAACAUAGAAUGUGGUAUUAUUAUUAUCCUUGUAAAUUACGAAAAACGCUUCUCUCACUCACGUUGUGUAGCUUGAGAAACCCUAAAUUUAAGUCCUCCAAGACUCCAACAUAUGUAAUCAUUUUUCAAUUA